Molecule: messenger RNA, 2002 nt
Organism: Episyrphus balteatus (marmalade hoverfly)
Lineage: Eukaryota; Metazoa; Arthropoda; Insecta; Diptera; Syrphidae
Exons: 9
Coding region: 225-1820 (531 amino acids)
Biological process (GO): synapse organization
Cellular component (GO): neuron projection membrane
Source: RefSeq, a predicted model, not a curated record
AAUUAUUUAUCUAUGGGUUAUACUCUACAGAGAUAUCUCUGAUACUCUAUCUCGUACCCGUAAGAUAUAAAUAUAUUGCUUCAACCUAGGUUGUUUGAGGUUUGAGUACGGAAUUGUAACAGGGUUUGCCUUGUUCGUAUUUAAAUUAGUAUUGAAAGCAGACGAAAUAAGGAAAGAUGGAAACAAAGAUUGUGGCAUUGUUCUCAUUUAUCUCGAUGAUAUUAAUGACCAAUUGUCAAAAUACUGAAAACUUAAUGGAUCGUGAUAUAGAAACGGCUAUUUACUAUGGAGAUUCAAAUAUAAAUAUUGGUGAUCCAUUUAAGAUAACUUGCAUAAUACCAGUAUCCGAGCCAAUAAAUUGGGUUAAAAAUGGUGAACCCAUAACAAAUCAUAAUUUACGUCACUGGCGAGAUAAUCACUCUUUUAUAACAUCGGAAAGCCCUAUCGAUGGUGAACGCCAUAAAAUCGAAGCCCAUUUGAGUGUUCGACACGCAUUGAAAGCACACCAGGGCAAAUAUCAGUGUAACACACUUCAUACAAGCUAUCACACGCUCAAAUUGCACAAACUCGAAAACCAAUUCACAAAUUCCCAAAUGAUCGACUCUUCCGAAGAAACGUACUUCUCCACCCAAUCGCCAGAAAUGUAUCUUCCAAACGUGGGGAAUACAGUUUACCGAGGCGUUCUUCCAACCUCUACACCGAUCCCAUCCAUCUCCACUAAACUGUAUGACAUGUCUUCUCAAAAGAUUGCCAGUGUCUAUUCAAAUGCGUCUAAUUUUAAUAAUAUAUACACACUACCUGCUGAAGUUCCACCCUCGAAUAGUGAAAUAGGUUUCACCACAACUACUGGCCAUGAACACAAAAAUGUGUUCGAUAAAAAUAACAUAACUGGUAUUUUGUUAGUUCAUCCGUCUUCUUUUCCAGUCAGUCCAGAAUAUAUUCAAAUGAUAACUGGCAGAAUAAUAGAGCAAUCAACACCAACCGAACCAGUAACAACUAGACAAUAUUAUCUUCCGGUGCUUCCUGGAGUUUCUUCAUACGAUACUACAACUGCUACUGCUACAAACAUUUUACCCAAACCAUUUAUAAGGAAGGAUCCUGGACUAUUGGUACCAAAUUAUGAUAAUGUAGAACAUCAGGUAAAAGCAUUCGACAUUAGAGGACCAUUAGUCCUUAGCUGUAACAUUACUAAAGCUGGAGACUAUGAUCUCAUUUGGGAAAAAAAUGGCACAGAAGUCUCGAAGGUGCCAUCUUUGCAAGGUCGGUACAGAAUAAUAAAACCUGAAAGAAAGUUUAUGAUUGAAAAAACAGAAGAACCAGACUCCGGCAUAUAUAGCUGUAGAGUAAAUGACGAAAAGAAAGAUUUCAGAGUCGUAGCGAAAAUUGUUGUACGUGUGCCUUCCAAUAGCGGUGUUGUUGAAGGAGAAAAACUCUCUAUCCAUUGUGUUGUUGCUGGAACUGAUCCAAGAUUAUACUGGGAAAUGGGAAACCUUACUAUUUAUAACUCAACGGGUAGAUAUGAACUUAACGAAGAUGAAAACAAGGUCCAAAACGCAAUUCUUACAAUGAGCAAUGUGAAUUUGAAUGACAGGGGUGAUUACAAAUGUCUUGGUCGAAACAUAAUUAACGAUUUAGGUAUAAGUGAACCUGCGGGGGAUAUAAGCUUCGUACGUGUCAAAGGAAAAUUUGCUGCUCUCUGGCCCUUCUUAGGAAUCUGUGCCGAAGUUUUGGUUCUAUGUACAAUUAUUUUAAUUUACGAGAAGAGACGCAAUAAGACAGAACUAGAAGAAAGUGACACUGAUCCAAACACUGAGCAAUAAUAGUGUACCACAAGAUCAAGUGGUUAAUUAAAAACAAGGAAAAAUUGUUUUCAGUAAAAAGAAUGUAAUUUAUUAAUAAAACACUUAUAAGCAAUUAAUAAUUUAUUAUUUUAAACCUGUUAAAUUCACAAUGUUAUGAAUAGUCUAUUUUUGAAAUAUAAGAAAGUUCCGAAAGAAGAAAA